This is a messenger RNA of Rotaria sordida, 1542 nucleotides long. The record is from the annotation of a GenBank genome assembly. NCBI's taxonomy places the organism in Eukaryota, Metazoa, Rotifera, Eurotatoria, Philodinida, Philodinidae.
AUGAAUCCAGAUGAAACUAUUGCUUAUGGUGCUGCUGUUCAAGCAGCUAAUUUAACUGGUGAUAAAUCAGAAGAAACUAAAGAUUUAUUACUACUCGAUGUUGCAGCAUUUUCAUUGGCAAUUGAUGGUGUUAUGACAACAUUAAUUAAACGUAAUACAACAAUUCCAACAAAACAAACGCAAACAUUUCCAUUAACAUCAUUUCCAACGAGUCAAUUAGGAAUCACUAUUAAAGUAUUUGAAGGUGAAAGUUCAAUGACAAAAGAUAACAAUUUACUUGAUAGUUUUGAAUUCUCUGACAUUUCACAAAAUUCUAAUGAUGGAUUAGAGAUUGAUGUUACAUUUGAUAUCGAUGCAAAUAAUAUUUUAAAUGUUUCAGUUAGUGAUAAAACUUCUGGAAAAGAAAAAAGAAUGCUAAUUACAAAUAAAAAAGAACGUGUAUCUAAAGAUGAAAUUGAACGUAUGAUUUCUGAUGCUGAAAUAUAUAAAAAAGAAGAUGAGAUACGAUGUAAUCGUAUUGAAGCUAAAAAUUCAUUAGAAUCAUAUUGUUUCAAGAUGAAAACAACAAUUAAUAAUGAUAAAUUAAAAAAUAAAAUUAAUAUUUAUGAUGAAAAGAAAAUGAUCGAUAUUCUUGAAAACACAUUGACAUGGUUAGAAAAAAAUCAGUUUGCUGAACAAGAAGAAUUUAAAUAUAAAUUAAAUGAAGUUGAAAAAUUAUGUUCAUCCAUAAUGAUGAAAUCUCAUUUAAAUGCUGGAAAAAUGUCAGAAGGAUUUUCUCAUGAUCAACCAAAAGACAAGAUUAUUCCUCCUGUUAAUGCUACAUCAAACAUCUCGAUAUCAUAUUCACGUUUUCUUGAUAUUCGAAAUGAACAUCAAUAUAUGCUCUUAUCAAUCGAAGGAUAUAAAAACAUACCUCUCUUAUUCUUAGAAGAUACUAUCAAACAUUUGGAGAAUAUGAUUCCAAAUGUAAGACGAAAUGCAUGGAUUGCAAAAGAAAGAUCUAUUACUGUUGCUGAUGGACUUACUCAAGAUGAAUCAGCUGCUAUUCAAUUGUACACAAUGGAAUGGAUACCAAGUGAUCAAUCAUUCUACAUUCAUAUCAAUACUGCUCUACGAGAAGCAAAUCGAGAUAAACUCAUUCCAUUUCUCUGCUAUCUAAAACUUGUUCUAACGGCUCUGUGGAAACUUCCGCCAAUGAAAGCAACAGUAUGGAGUGGUGUUAAAGGUGAUUUAAGUACUCAAUAUUCAAUUGGCAAGGAGUUCGUCUGGUGGGGAUUCAGUUCUUGCAGUGAAUCACGUCAGUUUCUUGAACAAGAGAAAUUUCUAGGCAAGACCGGUGUAAAAACAUUAUUUCGUAUCGAAUGUGAAACUGGCAAGUCUAUUCGUGCUCAUUCAUAUUGCAAAACAGAAAAUGAAAUUCUGCUUUUACCAGCCACACGACUGCAAGUAAUCAGUCAAAUGGAUUCUAGCAAUGGUGCAAUUGUUAUUCAUUUGAAAGAGAUUAAAUCUCCAUUUCCUCUACUUCAAUCACCAUUCACUUAA